Molecule: messenger RNA, 3226 nt
Organism: Linum trigynum
Lineage: Eukaryota; Viridiplantae; Streptophyta; Magnoliopsida; Malpighiales; Linaceae
Source: the annotation of a GenBank genome assembly
AAAGCGAAAAAAAACUUGCUUUUAGCUUUAGGAUAACCACUCUCAUCAAUCAUCAUCUUUCCACGUCAGAACCUAUUGGUCCAUUUCUCAUUUGUCAUUUCCAAAUCCUCACUCUUCUACCCGCUUUUGUUAAAACUAUCAUAAUUAAUUCAUAAGCCCCGUAACGCACGAUCAGACUAGUCUCAGUCCUCUCCCAUUCCUGGUCCUCACUUACUCCUUGACUAGAAGAAGAUAAUGGCGUCCAUGGCGUCGGUUCUCCGGCGUAAGCUCAGUAUACAGCCGUUUCUUCUCCAGCUGCGUUUCUUCUCCGCGGAAUCGCCUCCGCAGCAACGGAUAGAGAAGAUUCUGGUAGCCAACAGAGGAGAGAUUGCUUGUAGGAUCAUGAAGACUGCUAAGCGCCUAGGGAUACGAACCGUCGCCGUCUACAGCGACGCUGAUAAGGAUUCGCUUCAUGUGAAAUCCGCUGACGAGGCCGUUCGUUUAGGUCCGCCUCCCGCUCGGUUGAGUUAUUUGAACGGUUCGUCAAUUGUGGAUGCUGCAAUUCGUACUGGUGCGCAGGCUAUCCAUCCAGGUUAUGGAUUCUUAUCAGAAAGCUCAGAGUUCGCUAAACUUUGCGAAGAUAAGGGUGUUACUUUUGUUGGCCCUCCAGCCUCAGCAAUCCAGGAUAUGGGUGAUAAAAGUGCAUCAAAAAGGAUAAUGGGUGCGGCAGGGGUGCCGCUUGUACCGGGAUAUCAUGGUAGCAAUCAGGAUAUUGAAUUUAUGAAGUCGGAAGCAGAUAAAAUUGGAUAUCCUGUUUUAAUCAAGCCGACGCAUGGCGGUGGAGGAAAGGGAAUGAGGAUAGUGGCGACUCCAAAAGAAUUUGGGGACUCAUUCCUUGGCGCACAGCGUGAGGCUGCUGCUUCUUUUGGUAUAAAUACAAUAUUGCUAGAGAAGUAUAUAACCCAGCCGAGACACAUAGAGGUCCAGGUAUUCGGAGAUAAACUAGGCAAUGUACUGCAUUUAUAUGAAAGGGAUUGCAGUGUGCAAAGGAGGCAUCAGAAGAUUAUUGAAGAAGCCCCUGCUCCAAAUAUAACUCAUGACUUCCGCUCCCAUCUGGGUCAGGCUGCUGUAUCUGCAGCUAAGGUAAUAUGAGUUCAUUUUCUUCUGCUAAAUGGUGCCAUAUUCAAUUUGAAUUCACUGUCAGAUUGUUACUGGGUGAUCACUCAGCCGCUCUUGACAUGUGAUGUUAAACUUCAUUCUUUCAUGGAUCUCAUAACAAUAUUCCUUCUUCUUUGAAGUAAGGAUGUAUAUCAACAAUUUGUUACGUUACUGAAGUCCUCUUGACUUCCUUUCUGUGGUCCUUGUCUUAUUGUCUUGCAUUGAAGAAUGUAAAAUCUUUGAUUAUAUUUUUCUAGAUCAUGAUACUCUUCUGCAGAAAUUUGUCAGUUUUUUUUAUGAAUAGAAAUUUGUCCGCUUAUUCGGCAAUGUGGAAAAUUUUGUUGCUUCAGUCUAAUUUAUCUUGAAAACUGUGUCGACUUUUUUUGGGGUGCAUUUCAAGCUUCAUCUAAACACCUUUAGCUCUCAUCUACAAGUUCACUAAUGAAGUCUUCUUACAUGUUAAAAGGCUGUGGGUUACCACAGUGCUGGAACUGUGGAGUUCAUAGUGGAUACUCUCUCUGGGAGGUUCUAUUUUAUGGAGAUGAACACCCGUCUGCAGGUAACAGAACAAUCUAACCUCCCAAUAUCUUAAGCUCUUUCAUGAUAACAAAUUUCUAUAGUUAUUCUGCUGUAGGUUGAGCAUCCUGUGACUGAGAUGAUUGUUGGUCAAGAUCUUGUGGAAUGGCAAAUCCGUGUUGCUAAUGGAGAACCCUUGCCAAUUAGCCAGUCAGAAGUACCAUUAUCUGGUAUUUAUAUCUAAUUUUGUAUUGUACAGCUGGAGGUCUCAUUAAGUUGCACGAACAAUGGAUUGUAUGCAUGUUUGUCAAGCCCAGCUUCUGCCAUCUUCCCUUCUUUCCAUUUAUUUUGGGUUCAAAAGGGGACUUAAAAGGGUGCCCGUGCCUGAUACUUAAAUUAAUCGAGACUGGGCAAUACAUUGGAUGUGCAUGUCUGAAAAGAAGAACUUUUUCUUUUCUUCUAUUUUUUUCCGGCGAAUGUUGUUCCUUUUUAUUAGCUCCAGCUUGAUAAAACAAGCAUCUCUCGAAAAACAGCUGCAAAUUUUGCAGUUACUUUGUUACAACAGCAGAACCAAAGUAUUAGCAGCUAACUACAUAACACUCUAAUUCAUAAAAAAAAAAAAAAAAAAACUACAUAACACUCUAACUACUGCUAACUACAGAACAUUUGUAACUAUAUUGAGACAAAAGCAUGGAAUACUGGAUGGCUACUCAAUUGGUGAGCAAAUUCAGAAUUGCCGUCCCUAUAAAAGCAUGGAAUACUGCUUGAUAAGGUCUUCACUCUUUUCUUCUAUUCAAAAUUAAAAGGUUUGUAAAACAUGAGGCUCAGGUAGAGAAAGGGUUAUUUACCCUCUCUUGAUUGUCUAAAAGGCUCAGUUUAAUGCAGGUUUCCCCUUAUCCAAUGACCGUUGAGUUCGUAGGUUGUUUGAUUUCUUUGUACAAUUAUCAUUUUUCUUUCUUAGUAAUCACUAGCAUUUUAGCCCGGCCAAUGGCCGGGAGGUGUCUGGAUGUCUGCACAUUACUUCAAGAAUAUUGCUUUUUAAUUUUAGAUAAACUAAUUUCUAAAUUGACAUUUUUUUAUUUAAUAUAGAAGAAUUUUAUAAUUUUAUAUAGCAUUGGUGGUAUGGGGUUUUGUCUUUAUGGUACAACUUGAAAUUUUACCUUUAAUGUUAUGUGACAACUUCAUAUUGUACCUAUACUAUUUUAUGGUACAAUAUGAAGUGCAUGAACUUGUACAUUUAUGUGACGAUACAAUUUUAAUUUUUAACGUUAUAGUACAAUCUAAACUUAUACAUUUAACGUUAUAGUAUAAAGUUGUACAUUAAAGUACAAAUUCUUUAUAGCAUAAUAGAAAUGCUCUUUAAUAUAAAGAAUGCAUGUUUGUAAGCGAUGACAUUAAACUCUUAAUCGAAAAAUAUUGUUUAUUUACUAAAUCUAUCGUGAACAUACCUUAAAAAUUCUCAUUCUUUAAAUAUUAUGUCAAUUUAUGAUGGUUAAACUCUUUAAUAUUGACGCAUUCUUUUGGGGGAGUAUUUCUAUAAUUUUAUUUGUUUUAAUGAACUGGUUGUUUAUCA